Messenger RNA from Cordyceps militaris CM01, 978 nucleotides. RefSeq names its product RNA polymerase II elongator complex subunit. The coding region runs from base 1 to 978 and encodes 325 amino acids. The record is from RefSeq and is a predicted model, not a curated record. NCBI's taxonomy places the organism in Eukaryota, Fungi, Ascomycota, Sordariomycetes, Hypocreales, Cordycipitaceae. The transcript is spliced from 2 exons.
AUGCCUCUCAUCAUCGUGACCGGCUUCCCGACCUCGGGCAAGUCCACGCGGGCGAAGCAGCUAUACGACUACCUCGCAGGACGCACCGCCGACUCGAAGCACCGCCUGCACCUCGUAUCCGACGACAGCCUAUCCAUUCCCCGCACCGUCUACGACCUCGCGGCCGUGCCCGCGCACACACGCUCCGCCAACGCCUCGGAAAAGGACGCGCGCGCCAGCCUCUACGGCGCCGUCAAGCGCGUGCUGUCCGACCGGGACAUUGUCAUCCUCGACGGUCUCAACUACAUCAAGGGCUGGCGGUACCAGCUGCACUGCGAGGCCAAGGCCGUGCGCACGCCCAGCUGCGUCCUGCAAAUCGGCUGCACGCCGGACCGCGCCAGGCAGGUCAACCAGGCCCGUCUGGAUCGGCGCGCGGCCGCGGCACCAGACGGCAGCCCGGAGGAGCCGUACGAGCAGGGCAACUGGGACAACCUCGUGUUCCGCUACGAGGAGCCCAACCCCAUGACGCGGUGGGACAGCCCGCUCUUCACGCUCAUCUGGGAGGACGACGAGGCACAGGCGACGCGCACGUUUGCCGCGCUCUGGGACGCCAUCGCCGGCGACGGCCGCAAGGUGGUCCGCCCGAACCAGUCGACGGAGCCGCCGUGCGGGCGCGACGCCGCCGGCGACUACCUCUACAUCCUCGACCGCGAGACGCAGUACAUUGUCCGGCGCAUCCUGGAGCAGCAGCAGGCGGCGGGGGACGAGGCGGGCGGCGAGGUCAGGAUCCCGCUCAACGAUGCCGCGCAGGACGACUUGGUCGUCGACCUGCCCGCGCUGAAGAAGCUGACCCUGCCCGGCCUGCAGCGGCAUCGGCGCGCGUUCAUGGGCCUCAACCGCGGCGGCGUCGGCUUGGAAGCCGUCGGCAGCAUGGCGGCGGAUCGCCUCCGUACGCUCUUUGUGCGCUAUCUCAAUGACGCGUUCGAAAACGAGGAGUGA